This is a messenger RNA of Manduca sexta (tobacco hornworm), 4821 nucleotides long. RefSeq lists its product as uncharacterized. Lineage: Eukaryota; Metazoa; Arthropoda; Insecta; Lepidoptera; Sphingidae. The coding region runs from base 239 to 4093 and encodes 1284 amino acids. Gene Ontology annotation, cellular component: condensed chromosome, centromeric region. Gene Ontology annotation, molecular function: histone binding. Gene Ontology annotation, biological process: mitotic chromosome condensation; meiotic chromosome condensation. The record is from RefSeq and is a predicted model, not a curated record. The transcript has 21 exons.
GAUUGAAUUGAAAAUAUUGCUACAAUAUAACGAGUAACAAUAAUUACAAAUUAUGGAAUAAUAAAUUAAAACAGUAAACUGAGUGAUUUUUUUAUAUGUAUUUGUUUUCUAGUAUUAACGGAGGUUAUAUUAUAAACAAUUUUAUUAUUGUUUUCGUAUGGUGUAAACAAUAUGACUAGCAAUAGUAUUCGAAUAAAAAUAUAAUUGUUUUAAGUAUAUAACGCUGCAAGAUUAUACAAUGGAGGACGUAGUAAGUGUGAUAAGUAAUUUACACUUACAUCAGCUGGAUAAUGGCUGGGUGCAGGCAAUCUUUUAUUCAGAGUUUUUGGAAUUUGGAGAAUUUCCAACGGAAUAUGACAGUAUAUUGGAGUCACUGGACCUGCCGUUGGCAUUCCAAAAUAUAAUGAAAAGUAUUGAUGAGUGGCAGAGCAUAGAAUCCCUUUCAAGUGAAGAAAAAUCAUGGUCUACACUUAUACAUGAAGUAGGGCAUGAAAAACUACUGGCAUUUUUAGCCUAUUACAUUGACUAUGGUAUUAAAAAUGUUGUUGUAAAGGAACAUAGAACAAAUGCUUUGCUUGCAUCUCGUGUGUACUACAAGUUACUCUCCAUUCCUGGAUAUAAGGCAUACAAUGUGUAUCACUCCCAGUUGUUUGCACAUUCCUUGGCGUGUCUUGGAUUUCCUAAGGCCAUGUGUGACAGUGAGGAUAGUUAUUUCAACACUAAGGAAUUGACUCGUGAAGUGAAUUCAGUUAUUAAAGGACUGAGAAGUUUUGUCCUUGACUUACGAUGUAUUUUGGAGUCUUUACAUCUAAAUCCAAGUGAUAUGAAUUUUGAGGACAUUUUGAGUAACUUGGUUGAUGUCACUGGAGGAGCUAUUGUUAAUAAAUUGAAUGUUGAUAAAAUCGAACUGGGAAACAUAUCUAGAGUUAUUUAUGAGAUGAUAGAUGUUUUGAUGUGCAACUCUAAUGAUGAACCAAAUCCAGAAGCUCUGCAGCUGCUUUUCAAAUGUUUACUCCCUAAACUAAUUGCAGCAUCUUCAGAUAAUAGAAGCUCAAAUAAUAUAGUGCGAGCAUCCUAUGUGACCUAUUCAGGAUUGUUACUGACUAAAUAUGGGAAGGCAGCGCUGUCGGGUUAUAUUGUCCUUCUAGAACACCUAUGCUUCACAUUGGAGGGAUUGGAGCGCGCCGAAGUACGAACGGCGAGGGUGUCUUUGGUGGUUGGGCUAAUGAGUUUGCUACCACGCAAGUCUUAUCGCAAUAUGGUCAAUUGGUUGCUUAAGUUGUCGACAACCGCGAAAGUUUCACAUCGUCAUAUUGCAAUGGAAAUGUUGUCAAAUCUGUUGAGUAAUGAGGCUGAGGCGUCAAAAAAGGAUGAAAAUAAUCGAAGCCAAGAUAGUUCGUCACCUUCUCCUAAUGGUGAAAAUAAUGUUGAUGAAACAAAUAAGAGUCAAGAUAACGCUGCAGAUGAUCAGUUGUCGAAACAAGCUGACAGAGAUUCAUUAUUGACUGAUGAUGACAACACGCAGGAGUCACUUUUGCAACGAGAUAAUUUUGACCAAGAAAUGACAGAAGAAGAAAUAUCAGGUCUUCUUCGCCAACGUCCACAAACUGUUCCACACGCAGAGAUUCUGAGAGCUGUGUAUGAACGCGUUAAUGAUGUGUCGAGCACUCUGCGCACGCGCGCUCUCGCUAUACUCACCGAGUGCGUCACUAGCCAGCGGCUACCAAUGAAACAAGCUGUCGAGGAGUUGAACGGCGCGGGGUCGGUGUGGCGGCUGACGGCGGUGGGCGCGCGCAGCGUGUGCGACGAGCGCGCGGCCGUGCGGCGCGCCGGCGUCGCGCUGCUGCACCGCCUGCUCGCCGCCGCGCCGUCUGCACACACUUCGGCGCCGACCUCCGGCGACAACCCUGAUAAACCUGACGGCUCAGGACUUUCUAGCAUUGAUAACCCUAAUGAAACCAUGCCCGGCCCUAAAACUCCUGUUGAUCCCUCCAUUACAGACGAUUCUGCUGCAAAAGAUCCGAUCAUACCUUGUAAAGAGCCGCUCACUGGCAAUGAUUUAGCGAUCUUAGUCGGGUUAUGUCGAGACGCGAGUAUCAUAGUGCGGUCCGCAGCCAUCGCGGCGCUCGGAGAACUUGUGACGUUAAGACAGAACAAAGCUGGGUUUGACGCUUUCCUAGCGGGGCCCAUGCAUCAACUAUCCGAUCCAGAGAAUAAGAUCCAAGAACAAGUAGUAACGUUAAUCCAUCAAUUGUUAUUUGAUCGUCUUCAAAAAUUCGUUGCUGAAGAUUUGGGUGACCCUAUUCCGUGGAUGUUUCUGGAUGGCAUAACUCGGCGUAACAUGAGAAGACAUUUACAAAAGGCGUGCACCUUAUUGGUUAAAAAUUCUGGUUCAAUGAGUCAUCGCAUAGUAGACAUACUGAGUACGCACUUGGGCGUCGUGGAUGACGAGCGCGACUUGCAAUGUUUAGUUCUGCUCACGAGUCUAGCUCGGCACGUAGACUACUCCAACAUUGGGUUUGCUCUCGACUAUUACUACAAACUUGCGGAUGACGACAAGCCACGUGACGUGCGUCUGAUGCCUUUAACGUUGGAGUUAAUCAGCACAUGGUCGCGAUUCGCUAACGUAGAAGAACGUACCGCGUUACGUGAUCAUCUUGUGAGAAGGCUGGCUGCCGCCAAUGAUGAUGGUUGCAGAAUUCCCUGUGUCACGUUGGCUGCGCAGUUGGACCCGAGCAAUCUUCAAUGGGCUACCGAGCUGAUGCAACUUGCGGAGCGGCGCGCGUUGCAGGGCGGCGGCGUGUGCGAGUGGGUGCGCGCCGCCGACGUGUCGCUCGUGGCGCCCGCGCCGCCCUCGCCCGCGCUGCUGCGGCUCUUCCUCGACGCGCUCGCGCACCUGCCGCCCGAGUGGAGCGGCGCGGCGCGCGGGCUGUGCGUGGCGGGCGCGGGGCGGCUGUGCGUGCGCGCGCGCGCCGCCGCCGCCGCCGCCGCGCCCGCGCUCGCGGCGCUGCUGCGCGACCGCGCCCAGCCGCUCGCGCCCCGCCUCAACUCGCUGCUCGUGCUCACAGACAUCUGCGUCAGAUACACGUGUAUCGUGGAGCCCUUGCUGGACUGCAUGUGCGGCUGCCUGUCGGCGUCGUCGGCGCCGGAGCUGCGCCGCGCCGCCGCGCGUUCCCUCACGCGACUCCUGCUCGGCGGAUACUUGCGCUUACGAACACCACUGUACUAUCGGUACUGCGCCCUGCUAUCCGAUGACGACCACGAUGUGCGUGAGCCUGCAGAGUACUUCGUCACGUGUUGUUUGACUCCUGACGCGAUAUAUCACCACUUCGUCGACUGCGUCAUACAUUACAACAAAGAUGAUGAAGAGAACAUAACAUUCGACUCACGUCAGCUGAUAUAUGACGUGAUGCUGCAGCGCAUGUCGCUGGUGCAGAAAUUGAACAUCCAGUGCCGCCUGGCGAGGGAAGUGCUGGAACACGCCGCCGACCUCACGGACGAGGGCGACGGCGAACUGCCGCACUCACUCAACGCGGCGCUUCUAGACACUAUCACACUGCUGUGCGGGCCUAGGAUGAAACUACCACGAAGACCUCAAACUAACGGCGAAACUGCAGACAUAGAUGAUUUACAAGAACGCGUCACAACAAAUAUCGUUUCUCACAAAAUGAAACGGACCGUCGCUGAAGUGGUGGUGCCAGCAGUGUUGAGACUGUACUCGCGACUGCGGCCGCGCGGUGGACAACUUACCGCUUAUCUUGUUCGUCUUGCUACGGAUCUUCUCAACGAUUACCGACAAGAAAUCGAGGAGUUGAUAGAGAACGACGAGGAGAUGGUGGAGCGCGUGCAGCAGUUCCAGGAGACGAUCGGGCAGGCGCCGUCAUUCGGCAACGCGCGCAACCUCGUGACCGCGUCCGCGCCGCCCGACCCCGACACGCCGCGCGCGCCGCGCCGCCGCGCCGCGCGCCCUGCCUGCCCGCCCUGCGCGAGCCGCUGCGCAAGCGCGCGCUGCGCAUAUAGACGCGCGCCACCUGCUGCCCGCUCACCAGAUGUCCUAGCGUGGCACUACACUACGCUACACUCGACGUCUUAGAGAAAACCAAUAUCUGGACUGUCCAAAUAAAGCAAAGAUCCGCUCAGUGAUCCGGAUGUCGUGUAGUUGUGGCAAUAUAACCCGAUGCCUACCGGCUUUCCUUUUAGGUUUAUUAACGUUUGUCUCAGUUUUUGAUUUCUGUUACAUUGGCCACUAUAUGCUUUGCAUUUUUUUUUUAGAAAAGUUAUACCUUUCGCCACUGAAUGUAAAUCCUAGUGUAUUAGCAUGCUAAACAAUCAUGUUAAUUUCGAAUAUGACACGUUGAUUCAAAUUAUGUAAAUUUUAACAUUUUAUAUGAGAGAUAUGAUAAUUACUUAUAUGCUUACUUUUUGUGCUUUCUAUAUCACUUCUUCUCCCUACAGACCCAUAGUGUGUCAAUAUCCAUAGCGACAGUAUUAGUAGUUAAGACCGAAUAUUAUCUUUUUUAGAAUUGGUGCCGCUCAGCAGGAACUAAAGAAACAACAUGUUGUACCAUUUAUAUUGCCAAGCACUAAUACGCAACUAUAUUUAAUUUGCGAAAUAAUAAUUAAACUUCGUAUGCUAGAAAUUAGCGCUAUAAUACUAAUGAAUUCAAUACUAGUGUAGUGCCACCAUAUCUUUUCAUAAUUUAUCCGAUUUUGUUCAAAGAACAAUGCCAUAAUCAAUGGCAAUAAAUUAUUUGUUGAUAAAAAUAGAGAGCAAAUUAUAUCUUUACUAUUUAAAUAAACAUAAAAUUACUAUGUAUUCAA